AUGAAGUUUUUUAUACCUUAUGUGUAUAUAAUAUGUGUUAUAUUUAUCAUAAAUGUAAUUCGUACAAGGGGGGAGGAAGAUGAUGAUAAUAAUAAUAUUUCAGGUAAAUCAAUUUUAGGAACUAGCCAUAAUAAUAUAUCAAAUAUAGAUUUAUCUUCUAUUCCUAAUUUGGAUAGUAACAUACAUGCUAGUUUUUCAAGUGAUACCAAAGAAUGGUCACCCAAUAAUCUUACGUCUAAAAAAAAAAAAAAGAAAAAAGAAAUAAGACCUAAAGAUAUUAUGAGUAAUAGUGAUUCAUCUAAUACUUCAUCAAUAAAUAAACAAAACAAUAAUCAAAUAAAAUCUGUUUUGUUAAAAGAAAAUAAAGGAGUAAAAAUUACUGGACCAUGUAAUGUAAAUUUGUCAAUAUUUCUUGUUCCACAUAUAUAUAUUGAUGUUGAAACAAAAUAUAAUAACAUUGAAUUAAAAUAUGAGUUGGAUGAAUUUAGUGAUUCAAUAAAAUUCAAAGAUACAACUACAGAAUUAAGAACCUCUGAUGAUACUUUAAUGAAUACUAAUUUUAAUGUAGGCGUAUCAAGAGAUACUCUAGAUAAGGAUAGAUUAUAUAAUAUAUGUGCAGAAAAUAAAACGUUUAAAUUUGUAGUAUAUAUUAAAGAUAAUAUUUUGACACUUAAAUGGAAAGUAUAUGAAACAGGAGUUACAAAUAACAAAGUAGAUAUCAGACAAUAUAAAAUGAAAGAACUAACGAGACCUAUCACAACCAUUCAAAUUCAUAGCGUGUCAGAAAAUAAAGACACCCAUUUAUUGGAAAGUAAAAAUUAUGUUAUAAAAACAGACAUACCAGAAACAUGUGAUGUUAUGGCCACCAACUGCUUUUUGAGUGGAAAUAUAAAUAUCGAAAAAUGUCUAGAAUGCACCUUGCUUGUUCAGAAUAAUGAUACAUCAAGUGAAUGCUUUACAUACGUUUCAAAUGACGUUAGAGAGAAUUUCAAUCAAAUUAAAGCAGAAGCAGAGGAUGAUGAAAAUUUUCGUAAUUACCAUCUUACAGAUACUAUAAAUAAUAUAUUGAAAAGAAUAUAUAAAAUAAAUAAAAAUGAAGGAAAGAAAGAAUUAAUAACACUAGAAGAAUUAGAUAAUUUUUUGAAAGAGAGUAUAACAGAUUAUUGUAAAAUAUUAAGAGAAAUAGAUACGAAUGGAACAUUAGUAAAUCAUGAAUUAGGUAAUAAUGUUGAUGUAUUUAAUAAUUUAAUAAGAUUAUUAAAAUUACAUAAAAAUGAAAGUAUAAGUACCUUACAUAAUAAAUUAAGAAAUUCAGCAAUUUGUAUGAAAUAUCCUGAUAAAUGGAUAGAAAAAAAAACAGGUCUCAUAUUACCAAAUGUAGUAAAUAAUAAUAUAAUAUAUAAUAAUAAAUAUGAAAAAUUGAAUGAAGAAAAAAAAAGAAAAAUAUAUGAUAAUAAAGAUGAUAGUAAAAUUAGUGAUAUUAUAAAUAUUAAAAAAUAUAUAUUUACUAAUAAUACAUUAAAAUAUUUUAAUAAUGAUAAACAAUUUUGUAAUAGCUCAUUUUGUAAUAGAUUAAAAGAUGAAAAUAAUUGCAUAUCAAAAAUUCAAAUUGAAGAUCAAGGAAACUGUGCAAUUUCUUGGAUUUUUGCCUCUAAAUAUUAUUUGGAAACUUUAAAAUGUAUGAAAGGUUAUGAACCACAUGCUAUUUCUGCAUUAUAUAUAGCUAACUGUAGUAAAAGAAAACAUAAAAAUAGAUGUAAUGUGGGAUCUAAUCCAUUAGAAUUUUUACAAAUAAUAGAAGAAAAUCAAUUCUUACCUAUGGACACAAACUAUUUAUAUUCUUAUACAAAAGUAGGCAACGAUUGUCCAGAUGAGGAGAAAAACUGGGUAAAUUUGUUGAAACAUACAAGAAUGUUAAAUUAUAAUAAUAAACAUAGAAGUACCUUAUCUACUAAAGCUUAUAGAGCAUAUGAAAGUGAACAUUUUAAAGAUAAAAUGGAUACAUUUAUUAAAUUAAUAAAAGAUGAAAUAAUGAACAAUGGUUCAGUUAUUGCUUAUGUAAAAGCUGAAAAUGUUUUGGGUUAUGAAUUGAACGGGAAAAAUGUUCAAAAUUUAUGUGGUGAUAAAACACCUGAUCAUGCAGUUAAUAUUGUUGGUUAUGGUAAUUAUAUAAAUGAUGAAGAUGAGAAAAAAUCUUAUUGGAUUGUAAGAAAUAGUUGGGGUAAAUAUUGGGGAGAUGAAGGUUACUUUAAAGUUGAUAUGUAUGGACCAUCAACAUGUGAAGAUAAUUUCAUUCAUACAGUAGUAGUGUUUAAUAUUAAUAUGCCUAAGAGUAAGAAAUCCCCUGUUAAGAUAACAUUUCCAUUAUAUAACUAUUACUUGAAAUAUUCUCCUGAUUUUUAUCAUAACCUUUAUUAUAAAAAUUUUAAUUCUAAGAAAAGUAUGAAAUUGGUUAAUGCGUCUGAUGAACAUAAAAACAUUUAUUCCCAAGAAGAUAAGGUAAACCAUAAGAAAGGAAGUAAGAUUUUAAAUUCUGAAGUAACUACUUCAUUAUUAUCACAAGAAAUAUCACAAAGACGUGGUGAAGAUGACGAUAUAGAUACAUUAAUAGGAGAUAGUCCAGAUAUAAAUGAACAGGAAAAAAAUAUCAAGGAUGAAUUUAAUAAAUCCUCUAUAACACAUAAUAGUGUAUCAUCAUCUAAUAUCACCAAAAGUAAUAAGAAUACAAAUAAGGUUAAAAUAUAUCACAUUAUAAAACAUGUAAAGAAUACAAAAAUAAAAAUAGGUUUCGUUAAAUACGAUAAUUAUAAUACCAUAGGAACGAAUCAUACAUGCUCAAGAUCUUAUUCGGAAGAUCAAGAAAAACAUGAAGGAUGUAUUAAAUUUUGUGAACUCCAUUGGAAUGAAUGUAAAGAUAAAACAUCUCCUGGAUAUUGUUUAACCAAACUGAAGGGUUCAAAUGAAUGUUUUUUCUGUUAUGUGUAA
Plasmodium falciparum 3D7 is the source of this 2985-nucleotide messenger RNA. It is a transcript of the gene SERA1, whose product is annotated as serine repeat antigen 1. The record is from RefSeq and is a predicted model, not a curated record. Gene Ontology annotation, biological process: proteolysis. Lineage: Eukaryota; Apicomplexa; Aconoidasida; Haemosporida; Plasmodiidae. Gene Ontology annotation, molecular function: cysteine-type endopeptidase activity; cysteine-type peptidase activity. Gene Ontology annotation, cellular component: membrane; symbiont-containing vacuole.